Staurois parvus is the source of this 350-nucleotide messenger RNA. The record is from the annotation of a GenBank genome assembly. Lineage: Eukaryota; Metazoa; Chordata; Amphibia; Anura; Ranidae.
AUGGACUUUAUUGCCCAGGUGACCACUAGAUAUCACGGGACCCACGCUUGGGAGGGCUUGAUUGUAUACACCCUGUGUCCAUGGAGGGGAUUGGAACACCCUGAAUCACAUGAUAUGGAGGGGAUUGGAACACCUGAAUCACAUGAUUGGGAGGGGAUUGGAACACCUGAAUCACAUGAUUGGGAGGGAUUGGAACACCUGAAUCACAUGAUUGGGAGGGGAUUGGAACACCUGAAUCACAAGAUAUGGAGGGGAUUGGAACACCUGAAUCACAUGAUUGGAGGGGGAUUGGAAUACCUGAAUCACAUGAUUGGAGGGGAUUUGAACACCUGAAUCACAUGAUUGGAGGG